Molecule: messenger RNA, 1815 nt
Organism: Ustilaginoidea virens
Lineage: Eukaryota; Fungi; Ascomycota; Sordariomycetes; Hypocreales; Clavicipitaceae
Exons: 2
Coding region: 1-1815 (604 amino acids)
Biological process (GO): carbohydrate metabolic process; N-glycan processing
Cellular component (GO): Golgi membrane; endoplasmic reticulum
Molecular function (GO): calcium ion binding; mannosyl-oligosaccharide 1,2-alpha-mannosidase activity
Source: RefSeq, a predicted model, not a curated record
AUGGUCGAAACGAAUUGGAUCAUGAUAAGCUCACGGCGCACCAAGCGCUUUGCCUACCUGCUGGGCCUGUCCUGCUUCCUCUUCUUUUGCAUCGCCCGCCUGAGCUCAUCCGCCGAAUCAUCCGAGCUCAAUGACCUGGAGCGAUAUAUGCACCAAGGUGGCCACGGUGGCCCAACGGCUCUCGCGGUGAAGAGCAGCUUUGACUGGAGCAACGUUGAAAUGUCAUACCUGCCCCCGGCAAAGCUUGCGCCGUUGCCCAAAGGUCCACGAGCCCGCCUCCCGCGUGUGCAAGGCGCCCGAUUCCCGCCAGAGUCGUUUUCAAAUGAAACGUUGCGACUAGCACGCCGCAAUCAAGUGCGUCGAGUCUUCCGGGACGACUGGGAGAAUUAUCGCCAGUAUGCUUGGGGCAAGGAUGCGCUCAAUCCCGUCUCGGCCACCGCCAAGGAUCAAUUCUCGGGCUGGGCAGCCACACUCGUCGACUCUCUCGAUACCCUCUGGAUCAUGGGCCUCAGGGACGAGUUCAACGAGGCGGUUGCUUUUGUGGGCAAGCUGGACUUUGGAAUCGUGGCCGUGAGCGAUCGCGUCAACAUUUUUGAGACCAACAUCCGUUACCUGGGCGGUCUUUUGGCCGCGUAUGACUUGAGCAAAUCCAAGGUCCUGCUGGCAAAAGCCAUCGAGCUCGGAAACCUGAUUUACGCGGGCUUCAACACGCCAAGUCGAAUGCCCGUUGACUUUAUCGACUUCAAGGCCGCCAAGGCGGGAACGGGCCUGGAAAUCGAGUACUCGGUUGUAUCCGCCUCGCCAGGGACACUGUCUCUGGAAAUGACGCGUCUCUCGCAGAUUACCGGCGACCCCAGGUACUUUGACGCCAUCGACGGCGUCAUGCGCAAGUUUCACGAGCAACAGCCCCGGACCAAACUUCCAGGCCUCUGGCCCGUCCAUGUCUCCAUGAGGCAUCUAGACUUGUCGAGCGGGAGGUCAUUCAGUCUCGGUGGCGGCGCCGACUCCCUCUACGAAUACCUCCCCAAGAUGCAUGCGCUCCUUGGCGGCCGAGAACCCAUGUACGAAAACAUGACGGUGAACUUUAUGAGGGCGGCGACGGGCCACUUGUUUUUCCGACCCAUGGUGCCUGGUGAGGAAGAUAUCCUCAUCGCCGGAAAUGUGGACGUCGGUAGUGGCGGGCGAUCAGCCUUGGACCCUGAGAGCUCACAUUUGGCCUGCUUCAUUGGCGGUACAAUGGCCCUCGCCGGGCGACUGACAGGCCAGCCUGACCAGGUUGAAACUGGCGCGAAACUAGCCAGAGGAUGCGCGUAUGCAUAUCACGCUUUCCCGAGCGGCAUGAUGCCGGAAACGUACAACAUGGUGGCCUGCGAGCCUAGGCUCAGCACUUCCUGCCCCUGGAACGAGACGAGAUGGAUCGAGGAACGAGGGAAGCGCAGCCAGUGGAAGCCUCAUCUCCCCAAGGGCUUCACCACAGCCAAGGACCCCCGAUAUAUUUUGCGGCCCGAAGCCAUUGAAAGCAUAUUUUACAUGUACCGCAUAACAGGCGACCCCGGCUAUCAGGAGACGGCUUGGGAAAUGUUCCAGGCCACGCACAGGGCAGCCAAGACGAAGCAUGGCCACGGUGCUGUGCAUGACGUGACGAUUGCGACGGAUGAAGCGUCGAGGGAGGAUAACGUGGAGGACUACAUGGAGAGCUUCUGGUUUGCAGAAACGCUCAAGUACUACUACCUCAUCUUCUCCUCCCCGAGCUUGAUCAGCCUCGACGAAUUCGUGCUCAAUACUGAAGCGCACCCUUUCAGGAUACCAAGGUAG